AUGCAACCCCAGUUCUACAACAUCGUCAACGACGAGCUGCGCAGCAGCAAAGAGACGCACCGGGUAACCGACCCGCGAACAGAAGAAGAGCUCUGGGAAUGCCCCGUCGCAACCGCCGAAGACUUCGAAGAUGCCGUCACCGCGGCACAACAAGCCUUCACCAAGUGGUCGCAGACCACCGUCCCCGAGCGCCAAGCCCUCCUCAUCCAACUGGCCGACAUCCUCCGCGCCAACGCCUCCGAGCUCGCCAGCAUCCUCAUGAAAGAAACCGGCAAGUCCAAGAUCCUCGCCGACAUCGACGUGCAGGCCAGCGUCGCCCAGUGCCUGUACUACUCCCAAACGGCGCUCCAAGACGAAGUGCAGCACGAGGACACGCACUCCCGCGUCGUGGCUACGCACAUCCCCCUCGGCACCGUCGCCGCCAUCUGCCCGUGGAACUUCCCGCUGAUCCUGUCCAACAUCAAGGUGGUCUCGGCGCUGGUGACGGGAAACUGCGUCAUCGUGAAGCCGUCGCCCAGCACGCCGUACGCGGUGAUGCGGUGGGUGGAGCUCAGUCGCGGGGUGCUCCCGCCGGGCGUCUUUCAGGUGCUGAAUGGGGGGGCGGAGCUGGGGGCUGCGAUGACGGCGCACCCGGGGAUUGCGAAGAUCAGUUUUACGGGUACGAUUGCGGUGGGGAAGAAGGUGAUGGCGGCGUGUGCGAAGACGCUGAAGAAGGUUACGCUGGAGCUGGCGGGGAAUGAUGCGUGUAUUGUGUGUGAUGAUGCGGAUCUGGAUGUUGCGGUGCCGGCUGUUGCGAGUGGGGGGUUCUUCAACGCCGGCCAGGUGUGUGUCGCGAGUAAGCGGAUCUAUGUGCAUGAGAGUAUCUAUGAUGAGUUUUUGGACAGGUUGGUGGAGGUGGUGGAAAAGCAAUUUGCGAUUCAGGAGGACGGGCUUGCGCCGAGUGUGUUUGGGCCGGUGGAUAACCGCGUUCAGUAUGAGGUCGUGAAGGGGAUUAUUGAGGAUUGUAGGAAUAAGGGGUACAAGAUUGUCACGGGCGGCAAGACGGAGGAGGUCAAGGGGAAAGGGUUCUGGUUGCCGCCGACAAUUGUGUCGAGGCCGCCGGAGGAGUCGUUGCUGGUGCAGGAAGAGCAGUUCGGCCCCGUCCUACCCAUCCUCUCCUGGUCUGAUGAAGACGAUGUCAUCAAGCGGUCCAACCUCGCCAACGCCGGGUUGGGGGCGUCAGUCUACUCAUCGGACUUAGCGCGAGCUGAGCGUAUCGCGCGCCGGCUUGAGGCGGGCGGCGUCUGGAUUAACCAGUUUGAGCGGCCCAACUUUGGCGCCUACUUCUCGGGCAUCAAGGACAGCGGGUUCGGAGGGGAGAUGGGCAAGCAGGGCUUGCUGUCGUAUGCCUACACCAAGUGUUUGCACUUUCCCAAGUGA
Molecule: messenger RNA, 1419 nt
Organism: Chaetomium globosum CBS 148.51
Lineage: Eukaryota; Fungi; Ascomycota; Sordariomycetes; Sordariales; Chaetomiaceae
Product: aldehyde dehydrogenase
Exons: 2
Coding region: 1-1419 (472 amino acids)
Molecular function (GO): aldehyde dehydrogenase (NAD+) activity
Source: RefSeq, a predicted model, not a curated record